CUAAACACAUUCAAACGACCUCGUUUUGAUCCUUUUAACCAACAACACAAGAGCCUUGGAAGCGCAUUUGUCUUGGAAAAAAGACUUGUUUUUCACUUCUUGGUUGGUAAUUAAAAUCUGAUGGGCAGUUUCUGACUUUGUGAUCAGUUACUUCCUUCUCCCGAUAUCUACUAAACCAAAACUUCUUUUGCAAGGGAAAAAAAGAAAGCAAAGCCAUUGUGUUGGAGAAGCCAAAGCAAUUCUAAUUUGCAGCGUAUGGUGUAAUUUCUUGCAAAUCUGUAGCCUUUUGUUGCAUCCCAAAGGACCCUCUAAGGCAAGAGUCUGAAAUCUUCGGUGGGAGAGAGAAUUUGCAUUUAUGGGCAUGCUAUUUUCUAUCAACUUGGCACUUGGGUGUGAUUUGGAUGUUGGAUUUUAUUACUCUCUUUCCAUAUUAGAAUUUGCGUCAAAUAAGUUUCACGUGUCUUCCUCGAGACCACAGCAUUUGAGUUAAUGCUUUUCUGGGUUGUGAAGCUUAUAUAUAUGGUUGCUGUUUGGGUUCUGACUUGUUCGUGAAUACGUUGGUUGUCUUGUUUGACUGUGGACAGUUCUCAAGAAAGAGUCAGAGAGGAUUCUUCUAAUCUAUCGGGUCUUGCUCUGAGGAUCAAAUUUUGAUCGGCCUGUAACAACCAGAACUAAAUUUGUUCACUUCUACAAACAAUCAAGUGUGCCAUGGCUGAAAGUGGCAAGUGUUCUGCAAUGUCUGAAACUGAUAUUACAGCCAUAAAAGAUACUCUUCAAGCUCAACAACAACUCCUGCAAAAACUGUACAUUGAGUUGGAUGAAGAAAGAGAAGCCUCAUCUACCGCAGCUAGUGAAGCUCUAUCCAUGAUCCUACGUUUGCAAGGAGAGAAGGCUGCUGUACAGAUGGAAGCAAGUCAAUAUAAGAGACUAGCGGAGGAAAGGAUGUCUUACGUCGAGAACUCUCUUUCAGUAUUUGAAGAUGUUAUCAAUCAGAAAGAAAUGGAAAUUGCUUCUCUCGAGUUUCAAGUUCAGGCUCACCGGUGGAAACUUCUUAGCAUGGGUUGUGGUGAUUUGGGUGCCUAUGAAAGUAGAUUUCCAGAGCAUCCAUUUUUGCAAAGAAAUGAUUUAUGCAAGUUGGAAAUAGGUGCUAAUACCAUUGUACGAAGAUUGAACUCUCUGCCUCCAAUUCAACUCAAAGAUUCCUACCAGAAACAAAGUAAUUUGGAAAGAGAAAUAUCUGGAAUCCCCCCGUCAGAUUCAAUUCCAAAGAUAGUGAAACUAAAAGCAGACCAAGAAUUUAAUGUUCAAAACUUGGAUUUAGAGAAGAAAGCAGGAAACUAUGCUAGUGGAACCUUUGAUUCAUACUGGGAGCAGAUCAGAAAGUUAGAUGAACGAGUGAGAGAGGUAUCUGAUUGUAAAGGUUCUGGUAGAGAUAAUUCUGCAAGCUUGAAGAGUGAGUCCAUGCCUUGUUCUUUACUUCCACAAGUAAGCAUUGACAAAUUAUGUGACCAAACAAGUGUAGAAAGUGUUACUAAUCUGGAGCAAGUUAAACUUCACGAACAUAGACAGGAAAGGGAGGCAAUUGUUAAUUAUCCUUGCUCCUCAAGUGUCCAGGAUAUUCUUGAAGUCCCCCAAAGUAAUAAGAAAUGCAAAGUGCAUGACUACCAGGAAGAACGGAGUAAGUUGAUAUUGGAAGGUGAGAACAGGCUAGGAAAGCCAGAUUUGGUCUCUGAGGAUCCCUGUGCAUUGAAUAUUAAAGAUGAAAUAGAAUGGACAAAGAAAUUGUUGCAUUGUGAAAACCAUGAUAAUAAAUUAAUUAAAGCAAGAAAUAGAGCGGGUGAUGACUGCAAUGCGUCUUGUUUUCCCCCAAGAAUGGGUGUUUCUGAAUCUCAAGCCAAUUUUCAACAGUUGUGUCAGAGAAUUGAGCGACUUGAGGGAGAUAGACAUUAUUUCAGGAACGAAAUUAGAGAGGCUGGAGAAGAAGAAGGGUUGAAGUUGUUGAAGGAGAUACAUGAGCAACUUAAUAUGAUACAGACUGAGGUGAGAAGUUGGAGAACUAAGAAAUCCCCUCCACAAGAUGAGCAGCCUCUACUUUCUCUUACUGAGGUAUGGCUCUCUUUCUUGUUUCUUUUUUCAUUUUUGUUAUUUAUUUUACUCAUCUCUUGUGUUUGCUAUUCUCAUCUUGGAUAUCAGAGAAACUAUGCUCAUGCAUAUAAAAGUUUGAUAACAUGAACAAUUUUAAUGUACAGGCAAUGCUACACUUUUGGAUUUAAGAAUUCAUUUGGCCACAAUCUCAGAUGAAAACCAUGAACUUUCACACAUCAUUGCAGAUAUGCUCGGCAUGAAGUUUAAGUAAAGGGUAUCUUUGAUCUUUCCAAUGAAUGGUGUGCACAAACAGUUUUAGGUUUUUAGAUUGGAUUUCAAUGUCUUGCAUACAAAAAGUAGAUGAUAAGAGAUUUGCAUACUGUACAUUACAAUUACAUUAGGCAAUGAGUGGCUAUCACAGCAUGCUUUUGUGAACAUGUUUUUCUUCUAAACUUGAGAUAGAGGCUGUGAGUAACAUACAAAGCGUGUUUUCUUGGAGAGUGCUUUGUUUUUCAACAAGGAUACUGUGUUUUCCUUUUCAUAUCAAUGCAAAUAGGGCAUGUUGUGCAUCACCAAAUGAAAUCUUUCCUCAUUUUUAUGUUUAGUACCUAUUUGUUCAUAAAUCCUGAAUUAAAAGAAGUCAACAGAUAUGCAUUGCAGUUCUUGAUAUACCAACAUAUGCAUUGAAAACUUCAUUGUUUUUUGUGUUCUAAUCCAAUCUUCUUCAUAAUGUGCAAAUCACCUCUUGCUUAGCAAUGGAGAUGAGUCACUCUGUAAUCAUCCGAUGAAGCUAAUACGUGCACUACAACAAUGAUAUUCUCUCAAAUUAAAAUUAAAUCAGUCCCUUAAUUAUUUGAUCAGUUUAUAAAAAUUAUUUUCUCGAGCUAUCACACUACUACAUCUUCCUUACAUUCACAAUAUCGUGUGAUUCUGGGUCCUGUGGAUGGCAAGUGUCAAGGGGAAUUAAUUAAGGAUUGUAGCAAGGAUUAAAUAUUAGAAAUAUAUUUUGAUUGUGGAUCUGAGCCGGAGAGGGAAGGAACACAAAAUUCUCAAAAUCCAGAGGCGAGGCGAUGUACUGCAGGCUGGCUGAUAAAGAGGUAGAUGCAGAUGCAAAUACUUGAAGCAAAGCAUUUCUACGAGCUCAUUAAGAUGCAGGUCAUUUCUUUUGUUCCCAAGAAUUUCAUGUAAACACAUCUUUGCUCACUAUGUUUGAUUUCAACAAGAACAGUUUCUAUAACCUAGGCAUCGCACAGUCCAUUGCAAAUGAUUGGACCCGUUUGGAUAGAUAAAAAGGCAGCAGCACCGUGGUGUUCCCAAAAGUUAUCGCUGUUGGCACAACCACAGAAAGGCGGGAGGGACUCCCAGCUACUCUUGAGAAAGAGAUCACAUCUGCGGCCAUAUUUGUUGAGACCUUUGGUGG
This is a messenger RNA of Juglans microcarpa x Juglans regia, 3505 nucleotides long. RefSeq lists its product as uncharacterized. The transcript is spliced from 3 exons. Lineage: Eukaryota; Viridiplantae; Streptophyta; Magnoliopsida; Fagales; Juglandaceae. The record is from RefSeq and is a predicted model, not a curated record. The coding region runs from base 709 to 2232 and encodes 507 amino acids.